AUGGGAAUUAGUUGUUCAAAUCCCAAAAAAAUUGAAAAAGAAGUUUAAUAGCUGUUUAAAAUACCAAUUUAUUAAAUAUUGAAAACAAAACUUAACUAUUUUACCUAUACUCUAAUUUAAAAAUUAAUUAUGAUCUAAGAAUAUUUCUGUGCUAAUUGGGACCAUCGCCAACUCAGGUAGAAGGUGAAAACACUCUAAAUUUUAACCUCCAGAAGUAUUAAGAAAGUACUUUUUUUAUUUUGACCUACUUAAAAUGUGUAUUAUUCAGUUGUUAAAAUUAGAGAAGAAGGGAAAAUUUAUUCAUACAGAUCUAAUGUUUUAAAAAUUUUGAGAUAUAAAUACUCUUGUGGAAUAAAUUGUAGCAUAGACCAAAAGUAACUGAAAUAUUGAAAUAUGGAAUUACAAUUUAAAGGGAAGGAAAUUAAAGAAAUUAAGAGGAUACACAUAUAUGGAAAAAAUAAGGAUUAUGGAGGUAAUUGAAAGAAUAACUAUUUAAGUAAAGUUAAAAUAUAUGAAGAAGGUGGAUAAAGGUGUAAUUUGAGAAUAGGGUUUUGGAAAUAUAUUUAUAAAGAGUAAAGAAUGUAAGUAUAUAAAAUUGAUAAUCAGGGCGGUGUAAUGGAUUUUGGAGAGAUAAAUAACUGACUUUCGUUGGGGAAUAUUUCAAUGGUAAAAAGGUUGGUAUUUGGGAUCUUUUAUGUAAAAUAGGAAAUCAUAACAUUUUUACGUAAACAAUAUGAUAUAAACAUAUAUUAUGAAUGUUGGAUCAUAUGAUUAGGAUAUUAAGAUUGGAAUUUAGUAUGAGUUGAAUGAGCUGUUUUCAAACUACUAAUAAGUUUUACUUCUGGUUAUUAUUCCACCAAUGAGAAGAAAAAAGGUCCAUGAAGGUAUAACUAUUGAAAAAUAAUAGCGUAAAUUUUAUAGAUUAUUAAUUUAUAGAGGUGGAAAAUUUGAUGAUGAAGGGAAUUGUAUUAAAAUUGGGGCUAGGAUUGAGUUUAGUGAAUAAUUUAGUAUAAGUUCACAAGUCAUAUAUAAAGGUGAAUAUAACAAAGGGAAAAAAGUAUGUGGAUGGAGUAUUUUGUAUAGGCAGUAGGACAACGAAACAUUUUCAAUUAUGUAUAUAGAUAAAAAACAAUAUUAAAAUUUGUAAGUGGUGGGGGAAUAUAUGACAAAGAAGUUCCUGGCAUUAAUACAAGAAAAUGGACUGAGUUAUGAUGAUGAAUUUUGGGUUAAAAAAUAAGAUAUUUGUAAUGGCGAAUAUUAAGAUUAUUUUUAGAUAUAUGUAAAUUAUGACAGAAGUGUUAGAGGAGGAAGUUUUGAUGACAAAGGCUUGAAAGUUGGGAAUUGGAUUGAAAUCAGUGAGGAGUUUUGCAAUAAAGUAUCAAAUAAUUCAGGCAUAUUGAAAUAGACUAUUGAAGGUUAAUCUUCCUCAUCAGAAAGUACUAUUCUAAUAAUUGUUAUCCAAUAAGAUCUCCUUAAUCGUUGGUUUAAGAUUAAUUCAUUCUGUUAGAAAAAUUUUAAUCAAUGAAUAUUAAAUUUUGUAUACAG
Messenger RNA from Paramecium octaurelia, 1545 nucleotides. The record is from the annotation of a GenBank genome assembly. NCBI's taxonomy places the organism in Eukaryota, Ciliophora, Oligohymenophorea, Peniculida, Parameciidae.